AUGCCCCACCGCAUGUACCGCCUACGUAUGCCUCGGGCGACAAAUUUAGCAAAGCGACAGCAGGGAGCGAGCAACCAGCGCGACACCAGACACGAAAAUGGCCUGGUAGGCCCUGGGAGGCGCGUCGUCAAGCAGAAGAGCCAGGUUCAGCUCGAUGGCAGCCCCAGACCUGCUGUCGACAAUGCCGUCGCACCGCCCGUCCCAUCCGCGCCCGCCGCCGCCAAUGGUUUCGCGCCGCAUCUCGACGACAUGCCCCCCGAGCACAAGGCGGCCGAGCUGCUGCGGAGAGAGUCGCUAGGCACCUACUCGGGGUCUUCCUCGACCGACUCCCUGCUGAUCCCUCCCGCGCACUCCGUUCCCGAGGAGGCGCACCGCCGGAUCGACGUCAACGAUGCGAAGAACAACAACGUCCAUCGCGACCCGGGUCCCUUGGACUUGGCCCUCACGGUGCUCCGAUCGUGUCCGAUCCACGACACCAUCGCCAUUCUCAUCAUCCUCAUGCAAGUGUCGCCGGCCGCUUUGGCUACUAUCUACAUGCUCUUCACACUUCUCACCUUCGUCCCUCCGGUCACCACGAGCUCCGGCCUCAGCAUUGCUGAAAUCUUCGACGGCAAUCAAGGGACGCCCUCGCUAACGACAUUGAUCUGCAUGGACGUGAUUAUGCUGGGAAUAUGGCUGUUUCUCUGGGCACCAAUGCAGCGGUUUAUCUUGGAUCUUGCCCAGGUCGUCAUCUCGUUGACGCUAGGAGGGGGAGGCAGCUCGAGAGAGGGCACGACAAACAACAUCCUCCUCUGCGUCGCCAUUGUGGGCAUCUCCCAAUGGACGCGUCAUGCACGGUGGACUGGCCUGUCACACCUGGGCUCGAUAUUUGGAUCGAAUAGCUUGUUCUCCCUUCGCCCCGAGGACAGCUUCAGCCCGUCCGUUCGGUCUUUCGACAAGAAGGGACCCUACGGGUGGGUCAGGAGCAUCCUGGCCAUCCAUAUUCUCACUCAAGGGCUGGUCCGCUAUAUCCGAGAGUGGUAUCUACGACGCGAGAGGCGCGACAUGCAGUCCCAGAGCAUGUUGGACCCCGAGGCGGGCAAGUCGGUUUCCUUCCCGAGCGAAGGUUCCUCAGAUGCCGCCAUUAUGGCAGCAGACAGCGAUGCUCAUCUGCAAACGAGUGCGGUCACGAUUACCACGAAGAAGAGGCGCAAGCAGAGUGCACAGGUCCGAAUUCGGCAGCCCCUCUGGGCGGCCCUCGCAAGUACGAAAAUUGUCAUGGUUAAAGAGUAUGAACUUUCUCAUGCGGCCGCCGAAUCCGCCGGAUCCGAUGCCACUGAUAUUCACAACCUGGGCAAUGCGCCGUUCAACAAACAGCCUAAGCAAAUAUGGAUCUGCUAUGUCGGUUGUGAUGAGGUCUGCUUCAACACAAGCCACUUUCCAGAUUCAAUGGAUGUCCCCGAGGACGAGAGCAAGUCGGGUGUGGACUACGCCAAGCCAUUUUACGUCAUGGUGAACAACGCCGUAUGGCAACCGACGCGCAUCACUCCGAUUGAGGACGGCGAGGAGGAAGAUCAGCAAGGCACACGCUGGACGGGCGACAUAUAUGGACUCACGCCGUUGUCGAAUUACGAAUGCGAGUUUAUCAGCACUCGAACUGGUGAGAUUCUUUUCUCUACGAGCGUGAGGACCAUACAGGCCAAGAGCAAGGACCUCGAAGUCGUAUCAAAAACACCCGGAAAUCAGCGAGCCCAUAACCGCCAUGAUUCACCGGCGACGACCCUCAGAGCUUCCAUCGCUGCGGCCGAAGCCAAGCUGGCUGACGAGAAGGCUCGCCUCAAGGCUGUCCGCAAGGACAACAACCGCAAGAUAAACGCCACGAAGAAGGAGAUCGAGAAGCUUGCUGCGGCAGCUCAAUCGGCAGGAGGCGACGAUGAGAAGUUCAGGCAAAAGGUUGCGCAGAAUAACAUCCAGGAGAAACGGGCCGAGGAAUCCAUUGCGGAACUUGACGCCGAGCUUAAAGAACUGGAGAGUGUGCCGGAGGAACUUCUCAACCAAUACCGUUCUAAGCAAAGUGCUUGGGCAGCCGAAAAACCCCAGUUCGACAAGGCCCGUUCAGCAUUCAAGGUCUUCAAGGCGACGAUUGACAAGGAUACCAAGUGCUUGGAGGAGGAGCAAGCUAGUUUGCAAGCGAAACGAAACAAGAUUGCCACCCGCAUCGCCAAAGUCGACGACGAGCACAACCGCAUUACGGAUGCAAACGCCAGGGGUUUGGGUGAGGCUGAGCGUCGCCGACAGGAGCGUGCUGCUCUCGAGUCCGACAUGGCGCGCUCAGAGCAGCUUCUCAGAGAUCGCAUCAAUUCUCUACGUGUCGUCAACAUUGGGAAACAGGCCCAAGUUCACGAGAUGGCGAACCAGAUGCAGGCAUACUUGUCCAGCUUCCAGGAUGAUGCUGCGUACGACCCAGGCUCCCCGUCGAACCAGUAUGCGUCUGGUCCCUGGAACGUGUCGGCGACGCAGUUCAACGCCCAGUCCAUCUGGCCGUCCGCAACAAUGCCGCCCCAAUCUAGCUCUAUUCUUCCGCCGCCGCAUGUCUCAUCCUUUCCCAACCUGCUCGCUACCAACCAAAGCACCGCACCACAGCAGAAGACUAGAGGUCGUUCUUCUUCGAUGCUUAGCAAUGUUUCAGGCUUCACCCAGUCCACAGAGUCGGACGAGCGCGAGAGCAACGGUCAUACGGUCAUGGCAACCACCGCGCCGCCGGGCCACGCUCACGCUCACCGCAGCGUCUAUGGAGCGCCAGGCACCAUGACUCGCGGACCUACAGGCUUUCAUUUCUCACACCAGCGGGGUGACGGCUUGGGGUCCGGGUCCGGGUUUGGGUCCGGAUCUGGUUCUGGUUCGGGAUCGGGAUUCGCUUCGGAACGCAGUAGCAUGCGGUCUGGAAGUGGAAGCGGUGCGAGCCUCCGGGAUGCUGUAAGCCCAGCUUGA
This is a messenger RNA of Lasiosphaeria miniovina, 2970 nucleotides long. RefSeq lists its product as uncharacterized. The record is from RefSeq and is a predicted model, not a curated record. NCBI's taxonomy places the organism in Eukaryota, Fungi, Ascomycota, Sordariomycetes, Sordariales, Lasiosphaeriaceae. Bases 1 to 2970 code for a protein of 989 amino acids. The transcript is spliced from 2 exons.